GUUACGAGUUGAGCUUCGAGUUUUGAGAUCGCUCGAUCAAUGAUUAUUACAAUUGUUAUAAUUAAUUAUUAUUUGAGCAUUAUUAUAUAAUAACUAUUUUUAGUAAAAUAUAUUUAUUAUUAUAUAGUAAUAUUUAUUUUAUUAUUUUAUGAUAAUAUUUUAAAAUCUUAAAAUCCAUUUUAUAAUCUUAAAAUCUAUUUUAAAAUUUUAAAAUCUACUUUAAAAUAAUAUAAUUACUUACUUUUCACUCUAUUUGCACCCACUACUUUUUCAUCCAAACAACAAUUUACCCCUCCACUUACAACCCCAACAAUUUACCCCUCAACUUGCACCCCUGCAAUUUGCACCCCAGCCAAACAGAGCGUAAAUAACUAAAUAUCCUCGACGUGACCCGAAAUAGUGAAUUGGGCUAAAGCCCAGAUGAGUACUAGAUUUAGCCCUCGAAAACCAGAAAACAAAAGGAAGCUUCACUCUCCCGCCUCCGGCGAUUCCCCACCGCCAUCUCCGAGCUCCCACUCUGCCCAUGGCGGCGUCUCGUCUGGUUCCCAGAUUACAUUGCCUUAAGAAUACGCUCCCCUUAUCUCCACCCUCACUGAUUUCUAUCUGCUUCCGCUAUCAUCAAUCAGUUUCAGUCCCCUGUGCCGGUGACGUUCACCACGACGGCGGCUCCAAUUCAUCGUCGUCACCGCCGGUGGAACAAUCUCUGGCCCGCUCAAUCUGUUCCAUGGUAAGCGAAUCGUUCUGGCAGCAAACUUCUCACGCGAGUAAAUCGCCUCCAGAGCUCGUUCUGGGGAUAAACCCUGAGGAUUUGUCCCGCGAACAGGCCAUCACGGUUGUUGCUUCGCUUGCGGAGCAAGAGGGCUCGAUGGUGGCUCUUAGUUUCUUCUAUUGGGCGAUUGGGUUCCCCAAGUUCAGACAUUUCAUGAGGUUUUACAUUGUCUCUGCUACUUCUGUACUUGGGAACAAGAAUUUUGAGGUAGCUCAUGAAGUGAUGCGGUGUAUGGUGAGGAGUUUUUCUGAGAUUGGGAAGUUGAAGGAGUCUGUGAACAUGGUUAUUGAGAUGCGUAACCAGGGAUUGGCAUUGAGCUCUAGGACAAUGAACUAUAUAAUCGAGAUUGCUUGUCGGAUGGGCCUGUUUGAGUAUGCAGAGGACGUGUUUGAUGAAAUGCGUGUUAGAGAUGUGUGUCCGGACUCGACUAGUUACAAGUUGAUAGCUUUGGCUUAUUGCAGAAUGGGGAAAGUGUCAGUUGCAGAUAGGUGGUUAGGGGAUAUGGUUGAGAGAGGUUUUCUUGUUGAUAAUGCUACUUGUACUUUGAUGAUUACCGCAUUUUGUGAAGAAGGGUUGGGGAAUAGAGCAUAUUGGUAUUUCAAUAAGUGGAUUCAGAUGGGUUUGAAACCGAAUUUGAUAAACUUUACUGCUCUGAUCAAUGGGUUGUGCAAGAGGGGGAGCAUUAAGCAAGCAUUCGAGACGUUAGAGGAGAUGGUGCAGAAUGGGUGGAAGCCAAAUGUUUAUACUCAUACGGUCUUGAUUGAUGGGCUGUGUAAAAAAGGCUGGACCGAGAAGGCAUUUAGGUUGUUUCUUAAGCUUGUUAGAAGUGACAAUUACAAGCCAAAUGUACAUACUUAUACUUCCAUGAUUAAUGGGUAUUGCCAAGAGCACAAGUUGACUAGGGCGGAGAUGUUAUUCAGCAGAAUGAAGGAGCAGGGAUUGGUCCCCAACACCAAUUCGUAUACUUGUCUCAUCAAUGGACAUUCUAAAGCCGGAAAUUUCGAAAGAGCGUAUGAAUUAAUGGAUAUCAUGGGUAAAGAAGGUUUUGCUCCUAAUAUAUUUACUUACAAUUCUCUUCUGAAUGGGUUAUGCAAAAAGCAGAGGUUUUGGGAGGCUUAUGAACUGCUUAAGACGGGAAUCCAAAGUGGACUACAGGCUGAUAAGGUGACUUACACCAUCCUCAUGUGUGAGCAUUUCAAGCAGGCUGAUUACAAGUGUGGCCUCGCAUUUUUCAGUAAGGUGUUCAAAAAUGGAUUCCAACAUGACAUGCAUACGUAUAACGCACUGAUUGCUGCUAGUUGCAGACAGAAAAAGAUGAAGGAAAGUGAGAAAUUCUUUGAGGAAGCUGUUAGUCUUGGUUUGGUUCCUACAAAGGAAACAUACACAUCCAUGAUAUGUGGAUAUUGUCGAGAUGGAAAGGUCAGCUUGGCUAUGAAAAUUUUCAGCAAGAUGAAAGAGCGUCGAUGUUUGCCCGAUAGUUUUACCUAUGGAGCUCUAAUAAGCGGGCUCUGCAAAGAAUCCAAGUUGGAUGAGGCCCGUCAGUUGUAUGAUACGAUGUUCGAUCGUGGCCUGUCCCCGUCAGAAGUGACCCGUGUGACAUUAGCAUAUGAGUACUUUAAACAAGAUGAUUCUGCAACUGCAAUUAUCAUCAUGGAGCGCUUGGAGAAGAAGUUGUGGAUUCGUACUGCUACUACAUUGAUCAGGAAGCUUUGCAGUGAGAAGAAAGUGGGGAUUGCCUCACUUUUGUUUCAUAAAUUGCUGGACAAGGAUUCAAAUGUUGAUCGUGUAACUUUGGCUGCAUUCACCACAUCUUGCUAUGAGUCCAACAAGUAUGCUCUUGUCUCUGACUUGUCAAAGAGAAUUUCUCGAUGAUUUCCUGACAUGGAGCAAUUGAUCGAGCUCAACGUGGAUCUAUACUGCUUCCACUUGCCAAGGGGUAUUUGCUCAUGCCGGGUCUGCUCUGAAACUGCCUUCACACUCAGGUUAGCUUGAAACAGUUUGAUUGUCCGAUCUCCAUGUUAGUGUAAUUUAUUAUCUUCCAGCUUGUUUUGAAGGUUCGGCGAGUAGUAUGCUGUUCUCAUCAUUUCAUUUUCCUAAGCGAAUCAAUUGGCUAAGGAUCUAGCUUAGCUUUAAAUCAGGUGCAAGCAGCUGGAGAGCCUCUUACUUCCCAUGUUAUUGUUCAUCUUUUUUGUUCAUGUAAUCUCAGAAGAGAAGAACUAUGAUGAAUGCUCCCUGCAAGUUAGAGAAUAUAGGACGGUACUUGCCAAAUUUAUCAGUCUUGGGACUUGAAGUUGGCCAUCAUCACCAGAAUGAGUUAUUUGGGUUAUCACGGGUGAACGACAGCUGUUCAUUAUAUGGCAUAAAUGUCGUCGGGAUAUAAGGGGCAACAUAGGCUGAUGGUAAAGAAUCUAGCAUGUUGGUAUGACCAUACCAUUUCAGAAAGAACAGUUUUUACUGAUGCAUAAUCCUUGGGAGUGGAUAUGCAGUAUUUCAUGCUAAGUUGAGUACUUGAGUUACAUGGCUGGCCAAGGAAAUCAUUUGGCUAGGUGCAGAUUCACAGUAUGGAGAAUAUGCUCCUAUUGCUUCUUGGCUGAGGGACUAUCACAUUGCCUGUAAUUUCUGCUUCAUCUCCUCAGAAGGCCGAUUCGUCUGUUAAACGAAGUGGGCUCAAUGCGUUGAAAGAAGAAUCUCUUGUUUUAAAUCAGGAUAUGAUUUGGUGGGUUUAGACUUUCUGCGACAAUGGUUGCUUCCCUUAGUCUUGAAGGUCACUGAUGGAUUACAGAAUGGAAGUUCGGUGUUACGACAUUGCAUGACAUCGAGGGCGCACAUCUACACUUGCAAGUUCAUUAUACCACCAGGUAAUUUUGUUUGCUUAUUAAUUGUGUAACAGCAUAGUGAGGUUUUCUCAUUUCCUUGAAGAUGCAUGUCUUAACUUCUUGGACUGACUUCUUCCUCUGACUAACCCCAUCCGUUAGAUUGAAAAGAAAACUAAUGUCCAAAACUAAUUAAUGAGAAACAUCUCCUCCUUGACUAGUCAUACACUCUUAUCAGACUCCAUUAAUUUUCCAGAUUCUCCUGCACCAAUCCAAAUCCAUUAACAAGAAAGAGAGAAUCAGAAAAACCAAAUGAAGAAUUAUGUGUCAU
This is a messenger RNA of Linum trigynum, 3913 nucleotides long. NCBI's taxonomy places the organism in Eukaryota, Viridiplantae, Streptophyta, Magnoliopsida, Malpighiales, Linaceae. The record is from the annotation of a GenBank genome assembly.